CCAAGUGUUCAUUCACGAGUAAUAAGACGAAUGGUGAGCGGAGAUCCACGAGCGCAGCGCAAAAGUUAAGCACCAAAACAAGUCAAUGGUGUGGCAUCGUCCUACACGCUCACACACCGACGCUCACAACCACUGAGGAGUGCUGUACUGUCCUACUGUGGAGAGCGUGGAAGACAGCAGCCCGAGCACAAAGAGAGAGAGAGGGGGCUUUGGAAUAAAGGGGAUAUAUUGGCGGGUGACGCGGCUGCCCAGGACAAGCGAGAAGGAUGGCAGCUUGGUUCACGUUUAUCAUCGCAUUCAGCACCACGAUACUGACACAGGUAUUUGGAUCCGGGGUUUUUGAGCUCGAUCUACAUGAAUUUACAAACAGCAAAGGAUUUCUGGCGAAUGGCAACUCUUGUAGGCUCAACUGUAGAACUUUCUUUCGAGUCUGUCUAAAAAACUACCAGGCAGUAGUGUCGCCAGGUGACUGUAUCUUUGGGAGUGCCGUGACACCGGUCCUGGGGACCAACUCUUUUAGCGUGAAGAACGGAGGCACUUUUAGCAGACCCAUCCGACUGCCUUUCAACUUUGGAUGGCCGGGAUCGUUUUCAAUGAUAAUUGAAGCCUGGUAUUCACCUUCAGCGGAUCUACCUGUAGACACCAGCAACCCAGAGAUGUUGAUUAGUUUCUUUGCCAUCCAGAGACAGCUGGGUGUAGGGGCCGCCUGGUCUCAGAACAUUGAGAGCGGCCGACAGACGGAGUUAAGGUAUUCUUACCGCUUCAUCUGCAAUGACAAUUACUACGGAGAAAGUUGUUCCAAAAUAUGCACGCCAAGGGACGACCGUUUUGGCCACUACACCUGCGACCGGGAUGGCCAGUUGUCCUGUCUGCCCGGCUGGAAGGGGGAAUACUGCGAAGAACCCAUCUGCCUGGUGGGUUGCAGUGAAGGGAAUGGAAACUGCUCCAGACCUGGCGAGUGUGUGUGCAGAGAAGGUUGGCAGGGUUUAUUCUGUGAUGAGUGUAAGAAGUACCCAGCUUGUAAGCAUGGCACCUGCCAACAGCCUUGGCAGUGUAACUGUAAGGAAGGCUGGGGAGGGCUCUUCUGUGACCAGGACUUGAACUUCUGCACGCACCACCGGCCGUGUGUGAACGGGGCGACCUGUAUGAACACAGGCCAGGGCAGCUUCACCUGUACCUGUCCCCCUGGGUUCACUGGGUUAAACUGUGAGCUGGAGCUGCAGGAAUGUGACAGCAACCCCUGCAGGUACGGAGGACUCUGCACGAACCUGGAUGUUGGCUACAGGUGUUCGUGUCCGCAAGGUUUCGAGGGUUCCAACUGUGAACACAGCCUGCUGACGUGUGCAGACUCUCCUUGCUUCCACAGCGGGCAGUGCCAUCAGAAGGACAACGGUCGCAGCUACACCUGCGAGUGUCCUCCCGGAUACACCGGACUCAAUUGUGAGAAAAGAGUGGACAAGUGCACGUCCCUUCCCUGCGCCAACGGUGGUCUGUGUUUGAUCCAUGGUGGCGUGCGUCUGUGUAGCUGUCGCUCCGGUUUCACAGGCCAGCGCUGUGAGAUCAACAUCAACGAGUGUGCCGGUAACCCCUGCACCAAUGGGGGGACCUGCCUGGACCGCAUCAACGACUACACCUGUGCCUGCCCCCCGGGGUACGCCGGCAGAAACUGUGACCGCGUCCUGGACGAGUGCUCCAUGCACCCCUGUCUCAACAAAGGACUCUGCACCAGGGAAGGGGGGCUGGGGAAAUCCCCCACCACCUGUAUCUGUCCCACCGACUUCACUGGACCCCGCUGUCAGUUCGUUGCAGUGACCCUGCCAGUCGGUGGUGAGAGGAUCAACGGAGAGAGCCAAGAUGGCUUCCAGUGGGCGGCAGUUUCCCUGGCUGUAGGGCUGGUUGCGUUUCUGGUGCUGCUAUGCAUGGUGGGGCUGGCUCUAAGACACAUCCACAGGCAGAUGGGCAGGGACAGAGGAGACCGGGAGACCAUGAACAACCUAUCAGACGUACAGAAGGAUAACCUUAUCCCCGCCUCCCAGCUGAAGAACACCAAUCAGAAGGUGCUACUGGAGGUGGACUGCGAAUCAGAGAAGUCAAAUUUUAUCCACAAGAACUAUCACUUGGACUAUAGUAACGCAAAGUCAAAGGAGUUCAAGGAUGAUAAGUCGCAAGAGGAUAAAAGACUAAAUCACAUCUACGACAAGUGUUUAGAAGAGAAAAUACCGAUGAGUGGAAUGUACAGUGAAAAGGAGGAGUGUAGGAUAUCAACGAUAUGUUCCCCUCGAGACUCUCAGAUCUACCAGUCUGUCUUUGUUAUAGGAGAAGAGAAGAGGGAGUGCGUCAUAGCAACAGAGGUAUAAAGCUGUGUGAGGUAGAAAAGCGAGGGAGCAAGAACGCGGAGGAGAAAGGCAAUCGAAGGCAGAAAAUAUUUUUCUGGAUUGUUUACACAAAGACCUGAGGAGAGACUGAAGACCUGUUUUCUGACGUCACUGCUGCUCUGGAGCACUAGAGAGAAGGGACCAUAGAGAAAAACAGAGAGACAGAGAGGAGAGCGGAAUCUCUCCUCUGUGAAAAAUGAAAAAAUGAACACUCUAGACUGAACUUUACUGAACUUUAACAUUGACCAAGUGUUUGUACAAAAAACAUGUACAGUUCACAGUCAUGGACCUAUUAACUUCUGGGAACAAAUGGUUAAAUGAACUGUUAAAUGAACUGUUAAAUUAACUGACUGAACUGCACUGGGUGUGGAGGGGACUGGUGGAGUGUCAUUAAGCAAAACAAUGACCCUGAACUGAACUCAUCUGUCCUUGGCAGCGAUUGGAGGAGAGAGUAGGUAAAACAGGAAAAAUGUCCGUAGCUCGUAGUUGAACCCUGAGCACUCAGUUGACCCUUGACUUAUCUCCAGGGAUAAUCAUGGUGACUAACGACAGCCAACUAAUCAAAAUGGAGGUGCCUGAGAUUCGACUGAUCUUUAACCCUUAGCCAGCAUCAUUGACCAGCUAUGGGUGGAGCUAACUCAAUGAAACUCACCCACUGACCACCACGACCGACCAGCAGUCGAAACCACAACAAACACACUGAGAACGAUGAAUGUCUGACUGAACAAACAAACAAACAAACAAACAAAUGUCUCAUCGUUCAAUCUCUAGAAACAAAAUACCUGGUUGGACUUUUCCGGACUUUUCCAUUUCAUGCAAAAUGGUGAAAAGAUUGUAUGUCCAAAAUUACUAGAAGCCUAAAAGAGUGUGUUUGGAUGCUAAAAACGAAACCCUUGUCUUUUCAUGGAGCAUUUGACCUACAAAAAUAAAAACAGAGGUGGAAAAUACACUUUUUUAAUCAACAGUAAUGUGGAGGUUGUGUGCACUAAAUAGGGUAUAUACAUUUAAGACGCAACAAAUAAAUCACAGAAGCGCAAUACUCAGUUCUGUGCCAGCAGUAGUCCAAGAAAACAGGAAGGAAACUGACGGACAAGUUUAUAUUUACCACAAACUGCGUCCCAAAUGGCACUCUAUUCCCUAUAUAGUGCACUACUUUUGACCAGAGCCUUGGUCAAAAGUAGUGCACUAAGUAGGGACCUAGGGUGUAAUUUGGGACAUAGACAAUAACAGCCCUGAAAUAAAGAGACACAAAAGGAUUCAUAAAAGACAUUGUCAUACCACUGCCUGCCUAUAAUGACUUUCUGAAAUUACAGAACCAAUAAUGUACAUUUUUUUAAAUGAUGAUUAUUUCCAGAGUUUAAUUUAAAUAUUGAUGAAUGCUACAACUGCUCUUUAUAUGUUUUAUAAUAUUAUUUUGUAUAUAAGGACCAAACUUCUGAAGAAUAAAACACUUUAAUUCCUUGUUAAUAUUUUGAUGCCAGUGAAUGAAAAGUGAGAUUAUUUUAUGUGGUGUUUUUUAAUAAUGAAGAAAAUAUUACUGA
Salmo salar (Atlantic salmon) is the source of this 3916-nucleotide messenger RNA. NCBI's taxonomy places the organism in Eukaryota, Metazoa, Chordata, Actinopteri, Salmoniformes, Salmonidae. The record is from RefSeq and is a predicted model, not a curated record.